Messenger RNA from Mugil cephalus (flathead mullet), 1701 nucleotides. RefSeq names its product methylenetetrahydrofolate dehydrogenase (NADP+ dependent) 2, methenyltetrahydrofolate cyclohydrolase (gene mthfd2). The transcript is spliced from 8 exons. Lineage: Eukaryota; Metazoa; Chordata; Actinopteri; Mugiliformes; Mugilidae. Gene Ontology annotation, molecular function: methenyltetrahydrofolate cyclohydrolase activity; methylenetetrahydrofolate dehydrogenase (NAD+) activity; methylenetetrahydrofolate dehydrogenase (NADP+) activity. Gene Ontology annotation, biological process: tetrahydrofolate interconversion. The coding region runs from base 119 to 1135 and encodes 338 amino acids. The record is from RefSeq and is a predicted model, not a curated record. Gene Ontology annotation, cellular component: mitochondrion.
UCUUCCUGCUUCGCAGACGCUUCCUGGUGUCAGCCCGGGCUGUGGUGUGUGUUUCGUAACCAGCGGUGGUGUCUCUCCUCUCUUCUCCUCAACCUCCUCUUCUUCUCAGCUGGUCGCAAUGGCAGCAGUCAGGACUCUCAGGAAACUGUGCCAACACACCCAGCACCAAGUCUGUAGGCUGCACACGUCCGCCUCGAGGCAAGAGGCGGUGGUCAUCUCAGGAAGGAAACUAGCCCGGCAGAUUCGGGAGGAGUCCCGGGCCGAUGUGGAGAAAUGGGUUUCAGCCGGCCACAGGAGACCGCAUCUGAGCGUGAUCCUCGUAGGAGACAACCCGGCCAGUCACUCCUACGUCCUGAACAAGACACGAGCUGCAGCCGAUGUCGGAAUCUCGAGUGAGACGAUCCUCAAGCAUUCGACCAUCAGCGAGGAGGAGUUACUGGACUUGAUCUACAAACUCAACACAGAUGAUCGUGUGGACGGCCUGCUGGUCCAGCUGCCUCUGCCAGAGCACAUUGACGAGCGCGCCGUCUGCAACGCCGUUUCCCCCACCAAGGAUGUGGAUGGCUUCCACGUAGUCAAUGUGGGCCGCAUGUGCCUGGAUCAGUCCACCAUGCUUCCUGCCACUCCCUGGGGAGUCUGGGAAAUUAUUAAACGCACAGGUAUUCCUACUCUUGGGAAGAAUGUUGUGGUUGCAGGACGCUCCAAGAAUGUGGGCAUGCCUAUUGCAAUGCUUCUGCACACAGACGGACGUCACGAGAGGCCCGGAGGUGAUGCCACGGUCACCAUUUCUCAUCGUUACACUCCAAAGGAUCAGCUUCGUCAACACACUCAGAUUGCUGAUAUCAUUGUGGCCGCUGCAGGAAUUCCAAACCUGAUCACAGCGGACAUGAUCAAAGAGGGAGCCGCGGUGAUUGACGUCGGAAUAAACAGAGUGCAGGACCCUGUCACCGGAAAGAACAGACUGGUUGGAGAUGUGGAUUUCGAAGGUGUGAGACAGAAGGCAGGAUUCAUCACCCCGGUUCCUGGAGGUGUUGGACCCAUGACUGUGGCGAUGCUCAUGAAGAACACUAUCAAAGCGGCCAAGAACGUCCUGCUGUUUCCGCCAGAGAGGAUCCGCAUGGCUGCCGCGUCCUAAUACGCCCGAGCAUAUCCCAGUUACAGUGACACAUUCCAUUCCUCAACACUACCACCCUCCCCCAAUUUUAUCCUUGGAGCAACUUGACAAACUCCCCUCCUGUCCGCACACGGGAGUGGAAAGACGACAGCUGUAAGGCUAUCAAUUCGCUGUCAUCUUUAACCUUUCCUAACUUGAAGCGUUGCCAUGUUUCAGACUGUUACACUCAUUCAUGCAGCUGCUUGUCUUAUGUAACGGGGAUCUCAGUAUUUGUCAAUAGCAAUGUUUCUUCUGGGGGAUUUGGAAGUUUUAAGGAAGCUUGAGAGAUUGUUUUAUUUAUUGCUAUUCUGACACAAUAUUUAAACACAGCGGGUGAAGACAAGUGACAGUAUUUAACUUACAGCUGAGAGGUUGAAGCAGGGUGGCUGAGGCCCGCCUCUUGUGUUUCUUGCAGUAGGUUUAGCCUCGACUAUUAAGGGCUAACAUCGUCGGGAACCGGUAUGCUUUUCAAUAUAUAAGCUUUAAAGAUUCACAAUUGCCUUUGUAAAAACUUUGAAAUAAAUACUACAACUAUGUUCUCACAUCAA